AUGGGUUGGAUGGAUUUGCCUGUGGAAUUGUUGGAAUUAAUUUUCCAAAGGCUAUGUUUGGAUGAUGCCAUGAAUUGUCGUGCUGCAUGUCGCUCUUGGCGAAAGGCCGUUGACGCCAUAUUUUCAUCUCAGCUUCCAUUAAUGCUCUCUCUUUCAAAACGGUGUGAAAACAACUAUGGAAGCUUAUCCGCCCCAUGGAGCAACCAUGAUUCCACCGUGCUGACUCAAACAUGGCCCCAAGGAAUCAAAGCUGAAGAUGUCGAUAGGGUUCACUCGGUGCAAGGGUGGUUGAUGUUCAAUAUAUUUCAUUAUGUGAGCGACAAGGACCAAACUUUCUCUGAGCUUUCAUUUUUCAACCCGUUUUCUCGUGCCAGAUUCAAGCUUCCAAAACUGUUCUUGUUUUCUGGAAAGCCGUCUUAUUAUCAAGUUCGUGUUGCAUUCAAUUCUGCACCACCGGGAUCUGAGGAGUUCGUUGUUGCUUUCUUGUCCGCUGAAAUCUUCUAUGAUAUUGAAGUUCAUGGUGAUAAUAAACUGUAUGGUCUUACCGUCAAACAUAACACAAGUGUUGUGUUCGUGUUUACCCUAGAUAAUUAUCGUGAUGAUCAUGUCGUCGAACGAUUGGUUAUGCUAAAUACCAUAGAAGGUAUUGUUCCUGGCACAUUUGUUGUUGAUUUCGAAUUGUUCAAACGAAGUCAUCAGAUGGUAAUGGACACUAGCACUGGGGAGUUGUUGCUAGUUCGUCAUUUGGGAAGUAGAUGUUUCUACGACUUAUCAGUUCGUACAAAAGGGUUUAGUGUUUUUAAGUUGGACAGAAGCAAUCUUAAAUGGUGUGAAAUUUUUGAUAUUGGUGAUCGUUUCUUGUUCUGGGAUUUCACCAAGGUGAGUCUUGUGUCUGCUAAGGGACUCAGACUUGCAGAAGAGUUUAAGAGGGGCAACUGCAUAUUUUUUUGCCAUGUAAAUACUCGCUGCCAGCAGCCGCCAUAUCGAUUUAGUGAUGGAUUUAAAGAACAUGAUAUGGGAGUCUUCUUCUUGGCUGAUAGAACCAUUAGUCAUUUUCCAAUUAGUUCUUCUUUGUCGAUUUCACGUCGAAACAUGUGGUUCAGUCCUGCUCCUUAA
Molecule: messenger RNA, 1116 nt
Organism: Arachis ipaensis
Lineage: Eukaryota; Viridiplantae; Streptophyta; Magnoliopsida; Fabales; Fabaceae
Product: putative F-box protein At5g66830
Molecular function (GO): protein binding
Source: RefSeq, a predicted model, not a curated record